Messenger RNA from Chlamydomonas reinhardtii, 8277 nucleotides. RefSeq lists its product as uncharacterized. Bases 85 to 6348 code for a protein of 2087 amino acids. The record is from RefSeq and is a predicted model, not a curated record. NCBI's taxonomy places the organism in Eukaryota, Viridiplantae, Chlorophyta, Chlorophyceae, Chlamydomonadales, Chlamydomonadaceae. Gene Ontology annotation, biological process: protein phosphorylation. The transcript has 18 exons. Gene Ontology annotation, molecular function: ATP binding; protein tyrosine kinase activity.
CUGGCCGUAUGCCAGCUUGCAGUCAAGUCCUCAGGGGCUCUGCUUGCGGACCUGAGUCCUGUGGACCUUGGGAAUUCCGCCAGAAUGCUGCAGGUCCCGGUCGGCGUUUUCACCGCAGACAGCGGCAGCCUACUGGAGGUCUCAGCGAGCGAGAAGCUGGCGUUGGUUGGGGCCGGGGACGGCUCCGUGCUGGAUUUGCGGGUGUUCGGCCAGCCGGCGGGCCCUGGACCCGUCGUGCCCGCGUUCCGGCUGCUCUCCGGCGACUCCUCCUUGGAGCUGCGCAACCUGACCCUGCUACUGCCGCCGCUGCCUGAGGAGGCUGCCACAGCUGCUACAGCCGGCUCUGCCGGGGCACUCCCUCCCAGCUUGUUGGCGCAUGUGAUUGAGGCUGUGGGCGGCGGCGGCAACAGGACGCAAGUGGUGCUGCGGAGAGUCACACUGGUCGCGGGCGCAUGCAGUGACCUCGAUGUCCACCGGAGCUUCUUCUGCCACGACCUCAACCGCUGGCGGGCGCGAGUUGCGGCGUACGAUGAGCCCACCAUCCUGGGAGGGACGGUCCGGUACGGCAGCAGGGCCCCCGGUGGCGGCCUGAUGGCGGUGGGCUCAGCAGCUGACAGUGGCGGCGGUGACACGCCGCCGCUUGCACAGCUGCUGGACUGCACAGUCACGUGCGACGCAGGAGUCAGUGGCGGCGGCGGCACGGGCAGCAGCAUCAGCACGCCAUAUGUGGCGUCCGGGCCCUCAGGUCCCUGGGACUGCAUGGCAGUCACGGUGUCGGACAGUGCGGGUCUGGCGGCGCUGCCUGACUUGGUCGCCUCGCAGCUGGUGCUAGCUGGCGCAACGGUGCUCGUGUCCGUGGAGGCCGGCGCCCCAGUCCGUGUCAACCCAAGCACCUGGAGCACAAUCAAGGUCCGCGUGCAGACGUCCAUCUUCUUUGUUGGCCGCGGCCGCGCAGCGUCCCUGCUCGACUUGGCGGGGCUGCAGUCAAAGCAGUUUGCGGACGUGGACAGCCACGUGAUGAGCCAGGGGCGUGUCGGGCUGAUGGACAUGACGCUGAUGGGUCUGUCGUACCCGACACGUGCGCUGACGCAACUCGAGCUGAUGGCGGCGUGGGUGCACGCAGUGGGCAUCUCGGGGGUACUGGCGCCAAGUCUCUACUUCCACACAGAUGGUCGCAUUGCGCCACCCGAGGUGAUGGCCUGGAUUAAGAACGUGCGCCUGGCCCUGCCAGACGCGGAGGCGGAGUGGUGGCGCAACGCGGCGCCGACUGCGGCGGGCGGCACGGGUCUACCGCUGUCGAGUAGCGGGUGGACAGGGCCCGCACUCUCGGACCCAGACACGCCGCUCAACGCCUGGGUGUAUGGCGCCUUCCCGCCGACCGCGUCCCCCAGCUCACGGGCGGCGGACCCAGUUCGCCCGCCGGAGCGGGAGGCGGGGCCGGUGCGGAUACACUGGCUUGGGCUGCGCGCGUGCGACUACUGCUGGAUUGCGCCGCUGUCGCGUGUGCUGGAGGCGGCGGCGGUGCAGCAAGUAGGGGCAGCAGCCGGCAGCACCAGUAGUGGGACCGUGCUCGUGGCGCAACCAGCGCCGUCACCGCCAUUGGCACUGAGGAGCACGUGGCCUCUGGCGGACGCCCUGGGGUCCGACGUGGCGCCCAAGGUGCCUCUGAGCCACGUGAUCUUGGUUGUGGGCAUCCGCGGCUCUCCCUAUGUGGAAAUGGCGUCCGCAUGCGGCGGCAGCGGCGGCAGUGGUGCAAGCAGCGGCGGCGACAGUCCCGCUUUGUACGUCAUGCCGCCUGCCGACUACGAGUCCGUGGCGAGCAUGUACGGCGGCAGUGCGACCUACACCGGCCGCCUGCGCCGCAGCACUGGGCUGGGCGUCAGCAUGAUGCCGCCGGCGGGGGACUACUACGACAUUGCGAUACUGGGGGAGGCGAAUCCGUCCGUGACGCUGGGCGGCUCUGGAGGCUCCGCUGGCUCUGGCUCUCGCUGCGUGCUGCUGCCGCCGCCCGCGUCCCAGUCCGCUCCGGGCCCCACCACCUGGGACAUGACAGACCUGUCGGACCGCAUCCGCAUCCGGCUGGGGCCGCCCGGCAGCAGCAGCGACGGCCCCUCGCUCCAGAUCCAGGGCUUCACACUCUACAACCUGGCGCCGUACGCACAGCCGCAGCCGCCGGAGCCGCCUCAGCCCCCACCGCAGCCAACAGCUCCCAGACCGCCAGGCCAGCCCGCCAUAAAUUUGGGCGAAGUGAUUGCCAUUGAGAUAAAUGGCCAGCCGGUGGACAUCAGCGGCAAUGUUGUGACGGGGAGUGGGAGCAGCGGCACCGCGGCAUCAGAGGCCACGAGUACGGAUGGGGGCACGGGCGGCACUGCGAUUGCCACAGAAGGAUUUGCGGAUGGCUCGAACGGUGGCACAGCAACUGCCGGCGGAGUUUCUGGCAACAUGGACAGUGGAUCAGCCAGCAGCGGCACCAGCACCAGCACCAGCACCACCGUCAGCAGCGGCACCGCCGUCAGCACCAGCACCACCAGUAGCAGCAGCACCAACGAUGACAGCAGCGGCAGCACCGGUGGUAGCGGUGAUGCCACCGCUGCGGCGGCCCUGGCCACUUCCGAUGCCUCCACGGACGGGGUGGCAGUCGGCGUGACGCUUGACAGCGGGCUGGUGACUGCUGCCCCUUCAGCCUCCACAACAGGCCCCACGGACGUCGUUGCCGAUGGCACAGCCGUUGUCGGCGGUGCCUUGACGCAGGGCGCCGAGCUGGGUGUCGUCACGGGCGGCGACGUCGUCACGGGCGGUGGCGGCAGCGGCGUGGGUGCAGCAGUGGACGGAGCAGCUCCGGGAGGCCCGCUUGUCGGCGGCGUGGCUGUUGCCGGGGUCGAUGGGGCCGUGGACCCGUCGGGCGACACAGGCGGCGUGGCGGGUGGCGUGGCCAUUGGGGAGGUUACCGGCGUGGUGGAGACGGGGGGCGGCGGCAGCGGCACCUCGACAGCAGGUGGCAGCAGCGGCGGCCGUUGGGACACCGGCGCUACUGGGGGCUGGACAGGCGGAGGCGGAGGCGGCGUCUGCUGGACAUGCCUGCUGCGGCCGACACAGCCGCCGCAGGCGCCUAGCCCUCCAGAAGCGCCGCCCUCCCCUCCAGAGGCACCGUCGCCUCCGCCUCAGGCGCCGUCAGAGCCGCCGUCGCCACCACCGUCGCCUCCGCCUCCCCCUCCACCAGAUCCAACCGACCCCUACCACGGCCUGUCUCUGGCCCUGCCUUUCUUCAAGUUCGACAGGUUCAGCCCGCUGCUGUACGCGUCGCCGCAGUCCUCGCCAUCCGCCGCGCUCCCGCCGCCGUGCCGUCUGCCUCCGCUGGCGCUGGUCAACUGCAACCUGGUGGUGCCGCCGCCGGAGCUGGAGCUGCUGAGGAGGCUGCUGCAGGAAGCAGGCAGGCUGCCGGCAGUGGAUGGGCCCUCCGGUGGCACAGAGGGGCCGCAGGCGGGCACGACCGCAGCAGGAGCAAGCCGAGGUGGCGGCGGCGAAUGCUACAGCCAUUCCUUCCGCCGCAUCUCGUUUCUGGGCUGGUCCGGCCGGGACGUUGUGGUCACCUCACAGCUGCCCGACGACGCGCCCACAGGCCUGAUGCCAGAUUUGUGGAGGGCCGAGCGCCCGUUUUACUCGCCUCUGCUCGAAGAAUCCUGCUCGCCCCCGCCGCCCGCACCGCCGUCACAGCCCUUCGUGCCUACCAGUCCACCACUUCAGCCACACCCGGCCUCUCGAGUGCCGCCGCCGGCUUCAGGCGCAGCUGGUGCUGGUGGUGGCGAACGGCUCCCGGACGGCACCCUGGACCUGCCGAGUGACGCAACGCCGGCGGGCGCGGGCUUUGCAGCGGUGCCUCCUGCGGGUGGCGCCGUGCCAGGCGCCGUCCCACCCGGCGUGCAAGCUAGUAGCAUUUCAGGGGAAAGUCACGAGGGAAGCGGUCGCAGCACCAGUGGCAGCCGUAGUCACUCGCAGCCUGCAUGGGUGGUGCCGGUGGCCGCAACGCUGGCGGCGGCAGGCGGGCUGCUGCUAGCAGUGCUCGUUGCCGCCUUGGUCGUGGGCCGCUCACGGCGGCGGCGCCGGCAGGAGCUAGCCACCAAGUCAGGCAAGUGCGCCAGUGAUGACUCAACUCACGACAUGCACAGCCGCGGUUCCAGCAGCGACCAGCAGAGCCCUAGCCACCGAAACACACGCGGCGGCACGCCGAGGGGCGGCGGCUGGACGCUGGUCACCAACCUGCUGUUGUCUGCGCUUCGCUCCAGCUCGGUGGGCAGCGGUGGCGUGCGGAGCAGUCGGCGGUCGUGCAGCAGCAGCAGCACCCCACGCAACGCCAAGGAUGCUGUCAGCCUGGGCAGCACUGGCGUCGGCGGGGAGAGCGGCCACGCUGUGCCUGCAGGCGCCAACGGUGUGGUGAGCAUGGUGCUUGAAAGCCAGUCGGAGCCGCUGCCCAAUGUGCAGCUAUCGGCGGAAGCGGCGGCAGCUAUAGCCGCGGCACAGGGCUCGCGGCUGUGGCGGUCUCUGGACUUGAGCCGCCUGCUCAAGUCGCCAGAGACCCGGUCUGCGUUGAGUCGCGCUGCAGCGGGCGGCGCGGGCGGCGCUCCUAGCAGCAAGGUGGUUGUGCUGUCAGCGGCGUGCCGUGUCAGUCCCGUGGCCGCCCAAGUGGUUUCAAUCCGUGCAGUGGCUGAGAAGCAGCAGCAGCAGCAAGACCGUCAGCAGCAGAUGCAGGUGCCAGGGUGCCGUUGGACCGUCAACGGCAUCCCUCAGUUCUCGUCUGAAGCAGCCACGCUCGCCAGCCCGAGUGGCACGGACGCCACCGGUACUGGCACCGGCACCGGCUCCACGGGCUCUCCAGCCGUGCUCGCUAGCCCCGCUACGGGGGCUGCCACCGUCACGGCCGAGGUCGCAGCGAUGUUUGCAGAAGACGAGGCGACAGCAGGCGGUCAGAAGUCUGAUGAGGAGCUGUGGCUGGAGUGCGUCAUCGGGCGCGGCGGCUUCGGUGUCGUGUACCUGGGCACCUGGCGCGGCCUGCCAGUGGCCGUGAAGACGCUGGUGGUGCAUGAAGCACUGCUGGGGAACGAGGGCCGCCGCCGGCAGCGUGCGGUACUGGAGGCGGCGGUGUCCUCCGCCCUGAGUCACGCGAACGUGGUGCAGACGUACGCGUUCGAUGUGCGGAGGCUGGGGGAGCUUCCGGGCAUGGGGCGCGGCCGCUUUGCGCCGCCUGCCCUGGAGGCAGUGGCAGAGGAGGAGCACCCGGAGGGCCAGGAGAGCCAGGAGAAGCCACUGGAAGCUCUUGCAUCACCGUCGGCGCAUGGCACCGAGGCGGACUCCGUGUACCAGCUGCUGCUCAUUCAGGCGUACUGCGAGGGCGGCUCGCUGUGGGAGGGCAUCGAAAGCUCGCAGCUGUACAUGGGCCUUGCUCCCGACAGCCUGGGCGGUGUCCUGCUGAGUCUGUGCCUGGCACUGGACGUGGCGGCGGGCAUGGCGCACGUGCACGCAAGAGGCAUCGUGCAUGGGGACCUGUCAUCAGGAAACGUCCUGCUCUCUGCGCGGCCGCCGGUCGUUCAGGCCGCAGACCUACACUCGGCGUCGGCGUGGGGCUUCUCGCUGGGUGCAAGCGGCGAUGCCAGCGUGGAUGCGGGCUUGGGCGGGACCUCCCGAGCAGGCACUGGCGCGGCAGGGCCGCUGGCGCGUGCGGAGCUGCUUGUGGAUGGGCAUGGCGGCGGUGUGAAUAUGGCAGGGCCGGAGAGCGAGGAGGCGCAGGCCGCCGCCGCGGAGGCCGCUGCCCGGGCGCUUAUCGCAGGUGUCACGCUGCCGCCAGUGACGGCCAAGAUUGCGGACUUUGGGCUCAGUGCGCGCAUGGGCGAGGGCCAGACCCACGCCUCCAACUGCUGGCAGGGCACGCCCACGUACACAGCGCCGGAGCUGGAGCUGGAGGGGCGGCUGAGCAAGGCUGCGGAUGUAUACAGCUUUGGUGUGGUGCUGCUGGAGCUGCUGACGGGGCAGACAGUGGAUGGGCUGUUGUCCAUAGCAUGUAUCUUUGCAUCAGAUGCAUCCACCUCGCCGCCGGCCGCCAAUGGUGAAAGCCAAGCCGCCUGUGGUGUGCCGCCGCUGUCCCUGACCGCGCGCGGCGGCGCAGCUCACGCAGCGGCCGCGCUGCGGUCGGCGGUGCCGAAGGUGCUGCAAGUGCCUCACACAUGUGACAAGGAGAAAUUGGCGUCUCUGGUGCAGGCGUGUCUAUCCCCCAGCCCACAUGCAAGGCCAACAUUCAUGCAGGUGCUGCAAGACCUUGGUGUCAUAAUUGCAAGCCUGGACUCCAGCAUGUCUUGAUAGCUAAUCGCUCAUGCCUUCGUGCUGCGGGAACAAACUGGUUGAGGAGACCAUCCACCCGUUCUGGUCCCAGUCAACGCCAGGCCUAGUUUUGGCACAUGGCCAAGCAACGUGGCGAUGUGUGCAUCGAAUCCGGGCUGCAUUGGUGUGUUAGCACAAGGAACGAAGCACGCAAGGAAGCACGCGAAGUCUGUGUGUAUAUUCUUUUAUUUGUGUGCACGCUGGUUCGCAUUUGCAUGCGCGCGUUGCGCCUGGCGCAUGGUGAUUAAGGUGUCAGCUAUUAAUGUACUGGCGCAUCUUGUGAUUGAGGUGUCAGCUAUUAUAUGUGUCAAAAACAACAAAAUGAAGCCCGCCCAGACGGCGUCGGAGUUAUAUACGGAUACCACCAAUACUUCUUUUUUUUAUACCUACCAGUACUGAGCUUGUGUGUGGGUGUGGGUGGGUGGGUGGGUGGGUGUGGGUGGGUGUUAAUAUGUGAGAGAGCGAGUGAAAGAGAAAGAAAGGAGAGUGUGUGUGUGUGUGUGUGGUGGGGGGGUGAAGACAACCAGUCCAAGAUUGAAGUCCAAAGAUGGCCGAAAAGAGAGAUUUUGCUGCAUGCUGGGCUUGUAAGCCAGGCUGUAGGUGCAUCGAGCUCCACUGCGGUGCGGUUGCGGACCAUGCAUUGCCCCCUCCCUUUCCACACGAGAUCCGUUGGACGUUGGGUGCUAUCGAUUCAGGUCAUAAUGAACACGUAUGAAUGAUAUCAGCACGUGAUGUGGCCGGGGAUGGAGCAUUGCAGUAGUACUACUGAGGCUGCCGAUGUGGUAUGUUUGUGUUCGGGCGCAGCUCCAACCGAGGCGGCAAGGUGUGUGUGUGUGUGUGGGGGGGGGGGGGGGCGGCUGGAUGGUGUGUGUGUUUGUGCGCAUGCGUCUUGUUUGUGUACAUGCGUGUGCUGGGGCUGUCAGGUGAGGACAGCAACGCUUCUGGAGCACAGCAGCGUUUAUCACGCGCGCUGAGUACGCAUCAAUGCAGUGGUUAUGAAGAGGCUGGGCCGUGCCGGCACACACCCUUCGCCCAUCGGGCCCGGGCUCGCUGGCUAGAUCACCAAAUGCCAAUUCUACUUCAGACGAGCUCAUAUCGCCCUCCCACGUCACCAGCAAGUUACUAGUGUACACGUGAAGGUACUGCGAGCAUGAGGGAGUCAGGGGAGCCCUGUCUGGUGUUGGGGAAGGCCGGGAGCCCGGGAAGCCCCCUAUCCGCCCCUCAGACGUCCCCGCAUGGGGAGGCCCGUACGGCAGUGGGGCAAACUCUGGACGAGGGUUCUAUUACGCUGGAAAGUUUCCUUAGCCUCACGUAAGGGUAGAUUUGCCAUUUUGCCAUCGGACGCUUGUCGCUACCAGUGCUGUGAGGUCGUGAACACAAAAUUGGACGGUGCCCAAAGCGCGGGUGAGAUUUUGGGUGAGUAGCUUGCGGUACCUCGCUUGCGGUACGGUACUUGCGGUACCUGAGUUGCUUGCGGUACCUUAACGGAACUCCGGCGUUUGAUCAGCCGCGCGCUCAUGCCUCAACGUCGCAACUUGACUGUUGAAUGCUGGGGUCCGGAUACACACUGCACUUUACGGGACUACGCAAACCUGGCCCUUGCCCUGUGCCAUCGCACACGUGCCUGGCUGCGUUCCGGGUUAGCUAGUUCAGUUUGACUGCGGUCAGCGUUGUCUCGACGCAUCGCAGCUUAAAUAGCUGUGGGCUAUUCCACGCCAGCCCCAGCCGCACCAGCCGUCUUCACCAGCUGAGUGUCUGGCGCUUUGGGCCGCCGACUUCCGUAGCUGUCCAUGACGCCUGGCGCGACGUUUAUCUCAUCAAAGGUACGCGUACUGCUGUGUCGUGCUCACGUAUUUCAUUCUGCCUACCGCACCAUUGAUGACCGGAACGGUGUAAGAGGGUUAGCGC